Molecule: messenger RNA, 4059 nt
Organism: Paramuricea clavata
Lineage: Eukaryota; Metazoa; Cnidaria; Anthozoa; Malacalcyonacea; Plexauridae
Source: the annotation of a GenBank genome assembly
AUGGCGGACUAUGAUGAGUACAACGAAAGUAAACAAUAUACCUUGUUUCCUUGUACUCAUCCUACUUGUGCCAAUUCCAAGAAAUGGUAUAAAAAACUUGAGCAGCACUAUAACUGCGCGCAUGAAGGGGAGCAGUGCUGUUUAGAAGAUGCCAUAAAAGAGCGAUGGAGACGGCGAGGACAAAGAAUGCUAAAUAAAAUUAUGCAAUCAUGUUCUGAUAUGGUUGGUAUAAAAUUAAUAUGUAUUUUCGACUAUAUAUCUUUAAGUCAAGAUUAACUUCAAAAUAAUCUUUUCAUAGCUAUUAGUUGGUAUUUUAACACUGUGUAUAAGUUUUUUAAUUUUUUGGUUCUUAGGCCACAUAAAAUAAAUUCCUUGAUUCUCAUCACUACACUUUGAAAAUGUCGAAGAGGCGGGAGGUUUAUAUUUUAUAUUUAUAUAAUUUAAAAUAUAUCAAUAAAUAAAAGUGUCACAAACUUAAAUAAACAUAUUUCUCCACAAACAAUGACUGGGCCCUUGAACUGAAUGCGAAGUUCCGUUAAAAUGCAAUGAAAUUUCUUUCAAGGUUCUAUUUGUUUGAAAUUGGCAGUUUAAAAUGGCACUAAAAACCCAAUAUAAAAUAUAAAAAACUUAACUGUCUUGAAAUAUUUUGUCGGGCGGUACAUUUAUAUUGUAUAACAAAAUAUAAAAAAAAUUCACGCGGCUCUUAAAAUACAGUGGGGCGGUGAUGAGAAUCAAGGAAUUUAUUUUAUGUGGCUUUAGGGACAAGUCAUUAAUAUUAAUGCCGGGUAGGGAGCCGAAGGAAAUUUUUAUGAAUAGCAAAAAUUUUUCAUGACCCCUUAAGGAUUUUUCUAACAAAAUCAUUUUAUCACCCCCCCUUAUUGAGGCAACAUAUUUCAUAGCCCCCCCCCCCAAUUCUGAAUUCGAUGACUCUAAGUCAGUUUCAUAAACAUUUUUCCUGCCCUCAUACUCAGUUUACUUGCAGCUGUAAAGAAUAUUGUAAAUAUUGAAAAUGAUAGCCAAGGUGGACAGGAGUGACUUUAGUUUCACAAUAGACACGAUAGAUAAUUCAGACUUUAUACCUGAAAAGUUGUUGGCCCUCAAACAAAAAACCCACACAUCAGGCCUAGUCUUUUACUAAUUGAAAAAAAUACAUUUGUGUCUGGUGGAAGCAUUAUAUUGAAGAGAUGGCAGAGGAGACUGUCAACAACAUGCAGAAACAGAACAUGCCAAAGAGGUCCACUGUGUUAAAAAGUGUAAAACAGGGCAACAACUGUCAAUUAAUUCUUGCAUUUGCAAAUGCAUAUCACGACCCUCUAGACAAAUUCUACGGUGAUGAUGAGGAUGACAAUUUCCAUAUACAGUAGCUAGAACACAACUUUAGGUUCCGAUAUAUUGGGCAUUACUGUUCAAUGUAUGUAUGUAUACUGUAUAUAUCCAUAACUCUUUUGAUAUUACAUGUUACAAACUAUUCCAUAGAUUUUAUUUUUUGCCCCCCCCCUUUAUGUUCAAAAUAUUUUCUCCCCCCCCCCUCGCUGGUCAAAAAUUUUUUGUGGCCCCUCUAAAUUUCCUCCGGCCCCCUACCCAGCAUUAAUAAUGACUGGUCCUUUAAAACUAUAAAUCAGGAUUUUUUUCAGGGAUUUUUUUAGGGCCAUUAAUAAAACUGCCCCAAAAACUCAAUCUUAAAUUGAGUUUUGAAACUCAAUCUUCUCACCAAAGUUUCAGUGCAGUAAAAAUGAAGUUGUUUGAGUUAAAUUUUGUAUGUGUGGAAAUUAGUUUUCAGUUGCAAGCCCAACAAUUAAGAAAAAAUGGCUGGAAUUCAUCUCACAACACAAGAAAAACUAUGCAUUCGCCGUCUCAACUACAUUUAUUGAGUACAGGUGUCAGCUCCCCGGUAGGGGUGGGGGGGGGGGUGCAGCCACCCCAGCUGUUCAGCUAAACUCAAUCUUCUCUGCAAAAACGGACCCAAAAAAAAAUCCUGAAAAAAACCCUGAUAAAUAUAUUUUAUCAUUUUUUUCUUUUGAGGUUGAUGGUAACAUUUAUAAUUUGAGUUCAUGUGAACAAGACUUUCAACUCCAAUCUACAAGCUCGGAAAUAGCUGAAUUGAAAGUUGCAUGCGUAUUACUGGAACAAGGGAAAUUGAAACAAUAUUCUGAAGAGCCAUACAGAGAAAUAACUGUGAAAACACCCAAUGAGACUGUAGUAUAUGAAGCUUGGAAAGAAUUUGACGAGCAACAAGAUAAAUAUCUUCCUAAAAUCCAAACAAAGAGAACAACUGUUAACAUGGGAUGGUUUGAAAAUAAUACAGGACUUUCAGAUAUUGCUACAAGCACUGAGUUUGGUAUACCAGAGGAAAGACGUGAUGAUGUUGAUGAUGUGAGUGACCCGUUUUCAUCUGUAUGUAUCAGCUCUGAGUCUCUUGUGGCAGCUACAGAAACAGUUCUUAAACAGUUAACAAUGCCUGUAACACAGGCCGAGCAACUACUUCCUCUAAUGGAAGCAAUCUUUGGCCAUUCAUCAUUUCAGCUGAAACAAAAACAAGCUAUUAAUUCAUGCCUGCAAAAAAAGAAUACAUUUGUUGUGAUGCCCACCGGAGGGGGAAAGUCUAUGAUAUAUCUCCUACCAGCAUUGGCACAACAUGGUUUAUCUAUUAUUAUUUCACCGCUUAGAUCACUGAUUGAAGAUCAAAUUUCCAGAUGCACUUCUCUCGGUAUAUGCUCAGCCUUUAUAAUGGGGGAAAUGACUAAUACUGAAAAACAGAAAGUAUAUUGUGGUCUCAAGCAGCCACAAUGUCCAUUCAAGGUGUUAUAUACCACACCUGAGGUAAUCACAACUGAUAAAUUGCUUCGUGAUAUUUUACUCUCUUUGCAUUCAACUGGAGCCAUUCAGCAGUUUGUCAUUGAUGAGGCUCACUGCGUUAGCCAGUGGGGUCAUGACUUCAGGCCAUCAUACACUGAUGUUAAAUUAAUUUUUUAUGACUACCCCAAAACACCAGUUUUAAUGCUAACUGCAUCUGCAACAACCGAAGUUGUAAGUGAAGUGGUGGCAAUUCUUGGAUUAACAGAUGUAGAAGUGAUUACAUCUGAUUUUGAUCGACCUAACCUGGUUUAUUUGGUCCAACAGAAGUCAUCAAAAACAGUAGCAGAUAUUGUUGAUAUAGUUAAACCACUAUCAUGCUCACUUGUGUAUUGUUCAUCUCGAACAGAGUGUGAAGAAUUAUCAGCAAAACUGGAGUCUCACAGCAUCAUGUCAAAGGCAUACCAUGGGUCAAUGUCUAAACAGUUGCGUUCUUCCCUUUACACUCAGUGGAUGGCAGGAGACUUGCAAGUGCUAUGUUGUACAAGUGCAUUUGGUAUGGGUGUAAACAAAUCAAAUGUACGAGCUGUUAUUCAUUAUUCACUCCCUGCGUCUAUGGAAGAUUACUACCAACAAAUUGGACGUGGUGGGCGUGAUGGUCUACAAUGCAAAUGUGUAUUGUUUUUUAGUGCAACAGAUCAAAUAUGUCAUGUGCAGCGUAUUUUUGCCAAAUACAAUAAAGACAGUGCAGCUUUAAGUGCAAGACUUAAGAACUUCCAAGCACUCAUGAGCUAUUGCCUUAAUAAACAUCUCUGCAGAAAACGUGUACUUUUAAAUUAUUUUGGGCAGAGUCCUUUAAAAGAUUGCAAUUGUCAGUGUGAUGUUUGCACAACACAGUGUAAUACAAAGGAGUUGGAUAUUACUAAUUAUACUUUAUCAAUUGCUAACUGCAUUCAGAAACUAAAAAAUGACUACAAUGGGAAGAGGUUAACCGUCAAGCAGCUGGCAAACAUUAUCACUGGUAAGAAAACCUCUGAAAUUAUAAAGAAAAAGUACAAUGAGUUACCUGGUUAUGGUUGUUUUAUGGAAACAUCAGAGCAAGGUGAACUUCUAUUACGCAGACUUGUAGUGGUAGACAUUCUCAGAGAGGUUCCCAAUGAUGAGAAUCCAAGAAAUGCCUUGUAUGUUGAUAUCGGCUCCAAAUUUAUGACUAUUCUAAACAAUGAAAACAGAAUAACAUUUUUUAAGGUAAAUAAAUUGCGUUAA